AUGGCUGAUGACGGAAAGAAGCGAAAGGAAGACAGUUCUUCCGACUCAUCUUCGCUUCAGAAAGUACCUCGACUAGAACCCUCUGAAGGACCUAGUAAGAGCGAAGUCAUUAAGACACCCGUCCCAGCUAAACCAGACGCUACCGAGACUCCCAUCUCAAAACCUGUUCUUGGAAAGAAUCCAAAAGAGACCAAAGUGUCUAUGACUAUUAAGAACUCUGAUUUACUAAAACCUUACUCUCAUGCCGCUGCAAAACCCCGACAACCUCGUGAACCUAAGCCCGCUGGAUCUGCAACUAACUGGUUCAAAGAGCUGUGUGUUCCUGAUCGCAUCGAGUAUGAUGAUGGUGGCCAAUGGAUAAUCGAUGUGCAACCAGACCUUCUGGAUACUUGUGUUGCUGCAGUGCAAGACGCAGCUAGGCACAGCUUUGCCUAUAUCCCCAGCUUUGCUGGAUACUCAUGGAACCAUGACUUUGGCAGAUCUCUGCCUCCAGCUAUCUUCAUUGCUGCCCACGACCGCCUUGCCCGUACAUGCGCGAACGCAGAAGUUGAAACAGUGAUGCGGGAAAUUUAUAAUACGUCAAUUGUAAACGCUGAUGAUUUUGAUUACCGUGUGACUCACUUCCUGGGAGGACCAUACCAAGCUUAUAUUCAAGAGUCGGAGCCUGACAGCAAAACUGUGAGCAAAGUUCUAACCAACACAUGUGGCCUCACUGCGCUAACUCACUCAAUUGAGAGUGCAACUCUCACCAACGUUGAGGCGGUGCCAGGUUGGCAAACAGACGCCGUAACUAACAUUACCGUAACAGUCUUCGCUAACAAGAUCCACUUCCUAACCAGCCCAGGCGCUUAUAGCGGAAAGUUUGAAGUACCUGCCACCGGAUCAUAUGAAGAGAAUCUUUACCUAGUCCGCGAAGACAAGGUGACACCUGCGACGAGAGUUGUCAAAUAUGUAGAAUUUGACAAGAAAUGGCAUGUUAAACCAGUUUCAUUCUGGAUGCAGCCUUACUCCCGUCUUCCUAGCGUGAUUGACUACUCCCUCAGCCUCGGCUACAAAAUUGAAGUUGAAGACAUCGAUGGAGUGUGCAUCGCGCCUCACUGCGGGACAACAACUCACAGUUCAUCCAAGGCUCAGCCCCCCUCCGAGAAGUAUUCGCCGUCAAAAACACCGGCAACGACCACGACCAGACUCGUGUCAUCAGAAGAGCUACUCAUGAGGAAUCAAGCUGCGGUCUUGCGCUUAGAGACAUGAGCCGCAACGCCCUUCCAGUGUUCGGAAACGAACAAAUUCGACAAGAAGUGCUCCGCGGUUUUCAGCGAGAAUUGCACCACGACGAUCCUCGUGUUGCAGCGACCUACAUCGGAUGGCGCCAUGGAGAUGCCGUUCCUCUACUUGAGGAGAGCCUCUACUUAUGGUCAUCCUACCGAUAUGUGUCCCAGUCCAACCAACGGAGAAGAGCAGUACACAUGUACUUUACUCUUCGCUCAACAUAUGGACUUGCUUCUCCACUAUCCAGAACAAUGAACCUAGUGGUUCUACUUCCAGGAUAAAUUCCUAUUUUAUCAUUUGUAUUAAUUAAUUGGUUAUUUUUCAUCCAUUAGUUUAUAUUUUACGAUAAGACCACAGGCAACCUGUGAAAUACUUGUAUCUCACUAGCUUUUGUGAUUAUUAAUAUUUAAUGCUAAUUAACUUAGUUUCUUUUUAUUUGAUAUUUUACAGACUUUUAAGAAAAUUAAUAAACAAUACAGUGUCCUUGAACACUACAUUGCAAAGAAAACAUGUAUCCUAGGCUUCCCAUAAAAUUAAACACUGAUAAGCUGUACAGAAAAUAAUUCAGACCAAUUUUUAAAAAUGUGGCCCAGUUAACCUAACUCUACCCUAUAGAAGUGGGGCUAUGAUUUGGUACAACUUGCAUCCCCUUAAUUUUGAUUUGAAUAGUAACUGAGCUAUGUAAUGGUGACUCUUUUUCAUAAUGAUUUGUAAAUCUACGCUUAUGCACAUCUUGAGUUUUUACUAGAGGUAAUGCACAUCUUGAGUUUUUGCUAUUUUGCAAAUGGAAAAAAAGACCCAAAUCUUUCAAGUUCAACCAGUUUCAGGCAGUUAUGACUUAGAGUAAGGUUGUGUAGUGUAAUGUGCACUUGAUUUUAAAUUUUUACCAGUCCACAUCUUUCAUACUAUAUUUAAUUUUAGUUCUCAUAACAUUGCAAUGAUCAGCACUAUGUAAUGUAUACAUUUAUGAUGUAAUGACUAUCAUUUGCCAUUAGUGGUAAACAUUCUUUUUUUUUUUUUUAGACUUAAGUGAGAAGUAUGAGUGUACUAAAGUAGGGUAUUAUGUCCAAUUUUUUCAUAUACUGUGGCAGAGGAA
Molecule: messenger RNA, 2365 nt
Organism: Schistocerca gregaria
Lineage: Eukaryota; Metazoa; Arthropoda; Insecta; Orthoptera; Acrididae
Exons: 3
Coding region: 1-1251 (416 amino acids)
Source: RefSeq, a predicted model, not a curated record